Molecule: messenger RNA, 6377 nt
Organism: Nerophis lumbriciformis (worm pipefish)
Lineage: Eukaryota; Metazoa; Chordata; Actinopteri; Syngnathiformes; Syngnathidae
Gene: rgs12b
Product: regulator of G protein signaling 12b
Biological process (GO): signal transduction; regulation of G protein-coupled receptor signaling pathway
Cellular component (GO): plasma membrane; cytoplasm; nucleus
Molecular function (GO): GTPase activator activity; protein binding
Source: RefSeq, a predicted model, not a curated record
CAAAGAAGAAAAAUAACAUCUCCAAUAUAAUAUCAUCAUUUGAAGAAACCAAAACAUAUGUAAUGUAAGGAAAUUAAAAACAAGAAACAAUCUGUUUGUCAUGUCUGGAUCAUGUUUUGUUUAAGUUGUGUUCUGUUUGGGUUUUGGACUCUUUUUAGUUCCUGCCUUUUCACUUCCUGGUCUUGUUUCCAUGGUUACCCAUUAGUUUCACCUGUUCCAUGUUUGGACUCACACACCUGUCACCAAUCAUGUCACUGUUAUUUAAAGCCUGUCUUUUUCUGUUGGUCGGCCUGGCGACAUUCACUCUGUUUACCUCUGCGCACUUCAUCAAUCAAUCAAUGUUUAUUUAUAUAGCCCUAAAUCACAAGUGUCUCAAAGGGCUGCACAAGCCACAACGACAUCCUCGGUACAGAGCCCACAUAAGGGCAAGGAAAAACUCACCCCAGUGGGACGUCGAUGUGAAUGACUAUGAGAAACCUUGGAGAGGACCGCAUAUGUGGGUAACCCCACCCCACCGAAUGCAAUGGAUGCCAUGAUUACUCCUGUUACCCAGGCUAUCACAGUUGAUGCUUCAUGCCAUGUCAAAUGGAUAAGUCUAUCAAAUGGAGAAGCAUGGAGGGGUCGACUUUAGAGAGGUUUGCCAGAGCUGAGUCCAAACUUGCACCCCUGUGCUGUAUUUGCCACUGGAUGGCAGGACUCUUUGACUAGAAGACAGUUGCUGGCUGGAUGCUCUGUGCUCCUGCAUGUCAGUGACAGAAAUGUUUUGAGCAAACAGAUGAGAGAAAAUCCUCUGGCGCAAUGUUCAAGCAAGUGGAUUCAUUACCAAAAAGACGUCCGCAUGGGGGCAAUGAGCCCAGCCGGUCCCAGUCUCCCCCACCGCCCUGUGCCCAGCAGAGGAGACUCCGUGCUGUAGAAGUGGCACGAGGGAGGACGGGGUACGGUUUUACGCUCUCAGGCCAAAACCCUUGUGUGCUCAGUUGUGUCCUAAAAGGCAGCCCUGCAGAUUUUGUGGGUCUACAUUCAGGGGACCAUGUCCUGACUGUCAAUGACAUCAAUGUCUCCAAGGCGUCCCACGAAGAUGUUGUCAAAUUGAUUGGACGCUGCACCGGUGUAUUGAAGCUGGUCAUCGGCGAGGCAGAGCGCCACAGGCGACAUCAUCACCAGCAACGCAGUUCAGGUAGCCGUCACCACAGCAGCAACACAAUGGCCGCACCUUACCAGGACUCAUGCUCCAGUGACGACGAGUUGGACGGCCUUUACCACAACAGCGUCAACAACAACAACAACAGCACGAGGGCCGGUUGUGGACCUCAUGGUGCCUGGUUCAAACCCAAACUGGAUUCCAAGCAGCUCGGCAUCAACCGGGCAGAGAGGGUGGUGGCGGAGCUGCAGUCGGGGGGAAUUUUUAACAUGAUCUUUGAGAAUUCCAGCCAUUCAUCCAGCAGCUCCGACAAGGACCGACCCACACACAACUCAUUGUCCAAACCACGCCCAUCCUCCGAUCCUGAGUUUCCCGCUCAUCGAAGCUCCUCCCGCUCGCACAGCAACCCCGUCAUGCUCUCUGAGGAGGAAAUGGCCCAAGUUCUAAAUGACGACUCGGUAUUCGUGGACGCAGAUUUCCAACAUCUCCACCUUCAUCAUCAAGAGGAACAAGACAUGGACGUAGGUGACGGGCGUGACUUGGUCCUGGAGCCUAGUCAGGACAUUGUCAACGUGGGCAUGAUGGUGGGUUACCUGGGCUCCAUUGAGUUGGCCUCUACAGGCACCAGCCUGGAGAGUGACAGCCUGCAAGCCAUCAGAGGAUGCAUGAGACGUCUGCGGGCUGAACAAAAGAUCCAUUCAUUGGUUCUCAUGAAGGUCCUGCAUGACAGUGUGCGCCUGUGCAGCGACAGAGGGCAGACCCUUGCCACAUAUCCCGCAGAGAAACUGGCCUUCAGUGCCUGUUGCCCCGAUGACCGGAGAUUCUUCGGACUGGUCACCAUGCAGGCCACAGACGACGGUCACUUCGUCAGAGGACGAUAUGAUGAAGGCGGUUUGAGGACAUCUUGUCACGUGUUCAUUGUGGACCCUGACCUGUGUCACCACCAGGUGCAUUUGGGCAUAGCCAGAAGGUUUGGCUUUGAAUGCACCCCUGACCCAGACACUGGAGGCUGUCUGGAAUUCCCAUCCAGUUCUCAGCCCCUCCUUCACUUUGUGUCUGUUCUCUACCGGGACAUGGGGGACAACAUUGAGGGGGUCCGUGCCCGAGCCUUUCACGAUCCGGAUAACGAUGCCCAACAGAACCACAGCACCAGCAGCAACAGCGAUAGCGGGAUCGGUAACUUUUUACCUGAGGAGAAGAGCAACAGAGUGCUGUUAGUUGACCUUGGAGGGUCAGCUAACCACAAUCAUGUCUCCGGGCCACGCCACUGGGACAGCCCACCUUCCUCCCAGCAGGCCUGGAGCCCUACCUUAGGAGUUGCAGCCUCUCACCCGCCUCCCCCUCCGCCCGCUAUAAGAAAUGGCCACUACCGCCAUGAACCGUACCUGGCUGACCUGCCUCAUCCCCUCCCGCUGGCCUACCCUGAUGUCCCGGCUAGACAUGUUCGAGGUGCACACCCCAAUCACUACUCACAAGGGAAGUGGGGAGGAGCUGUCGGAGGCGGGGACAAGAGGGGGGCCGGAGGAGGGGCGGAGCCUCAGCGUUGGCUGCCAGUCCACGUGCUGAGAGACUGGCAUCAGCAACACCACCAACUCCAGGGUCUGAGCAGCGAUCAGGAGUCGUACGCCGAAUCCACCGACGGGUGGUCAUCAGCUAAUUGCAGCACCCUACCUCCACCCAUGAGUAAGAUCCCUGCCGACCGCUACCGGGCCCCACUGGUCCCCGGGGAACACCUGCCGCCACCUGGAGGGAGCCAGCCUGUACCUCCCUUGCAGGCCCAGACCCACACUCAGCGGCUGGUUGCUCAGAAAGAUGAGUGGGCCAAGAAGCUGUUUGGUGCUGGGGACAGGGAAAGGAGUGGAAACGAGAAGAAACAAGGAGGCGCCAAAGAUGCUGAGAAAAAGGGUGGUCGCUUCCGAGGUCUGACCAUGGGUUUUGCCCCUCUUCCCCAACGCUCCUCAGCCAGACGCUCCUUUGGGCGUUCCAAACGUCUCAGCAUGGCCCGCUCGCUGGAUAACCUGGAGUCGACUGCAGUCUCCGACGGAGAACUGAACAACGUGGAGCUGCAGGGCUGCAGCAGUGACAACAGUCUGAACAGCAAUGCCAGCCUCCCCAGUGUCCAGAGUCACCGGCGCCACACUGAGAGGAGAGUGGCAAGCUGGGCUGUUUGCUUCGAGAGGCUGCUGCAGGACCCCGUGGGAGUGCGCUACUUCUCGGAAUUCCUAAAGAAAGAAUUCAGUGAGGAGAAUAUUCUGUUCUGGCAGGCAUGUGAGUUCUUCAGCCACGUCCCGGAAAAUGACAAGAAACAGUUGUCUCAGCGAGCCCGGGAAAUCUAUAAUAGCUUCUUGUCAAGUAAAGCCACCACUCCGGUCAACAUAGACAGUCAAGCUCAGCUCGCUGACGACAUCCUCAACGCCCCGCGACCAAACAUGUUCAAGGAGCAACAGUUACAGAUCUUCAACCUGAUGAAGUUCGACAGCUACACACGCUUCCUCAAGUCUCUGCUUUACCAAGAAUGUAUGUUAGCAGAGGUGGAGGGCCGGCCCCUGCCUGACCCUUACCACAUCCCCAGCAGUCCCACCUCCAAACACAGCACCACAGGCUCAGACCGCUCCAACUUGUCCACACCCAAGAAGGAGGACAAACGCAGCAAGUCAGGCCGAUCUUUGAAUGAUGACAGCCGGGAUGAUUCAGGGGACCGGAGAAAGGGCAUGUUUUUUUCCUGGUCUCGCAACAGGAGCUUUGGCAAAGGGCCGAAGAAACGGGAACUGACCGACUUUAAUUACAAUUUUGCUGGUAGCAACGGUCGCCGGGAAUCCCAGGGUUCACUGUCGUCAGGUGCCAGUCUCGAGCUUGGGACAUCUGGAUCAGGGAAGAAUGAAGGAGAUGUUUCCCGUGUGGGGGUAUCAGAGCGCGGUGGAAGCAGCGCCCCCCUUAGGCAAUGUAACAUAAACUUGCCAGACGGUUCAUGUUGCUCCGUGCCGCUGAGAGCCGGUGUGUCCAUCAGGGACUUGUUGCUGGGCCUUUGUGAGAAGCUCUGCAUCAACCUGGCAGCUAUCGACCUCUUUUUGGUCGGAGGGGAGAAGCCACUUGUUCUGGACCAAGACUGUAUGACUUUGUGCUCUCGAGACCUCAGACUUGAAAAGCGCACUCUUUUUAGGCUGGACUUGGUCCCUAUUAACCGCUCAGUGGGCCUAAAAGCCAAGCCCACCAAGCCAGUGACGGAGGUUCUCAGACCUGUGGUGGCCAAAUAUGGUCUACACCUCUCAGAUUUGGUGGCACGCAUCAGUGGUGAAUCCGAGCCCUUAGAUUUAGGUCUUCCUAUAUCCAACCUGGAUGGGUUGAGAGUGGUUUUGGAUUCAGCGGACCACACAUCGGGAAAAGCUCCAUCUAAAAGCCACACCCAGGCUUCUACAAGCAGAAACCAAUCAACAACAGGGGAGGACAGGCAGUCAAGGAAAGCCACUUCCGCCCACCCCCAUGGGGAAAACGGCAAGGCCGGGCCCAGCCUUGCCGCGAGCAGCGGUCCUUUACCCAACCACUCUGUCUCUCUUCAUAAGGCUCCGGAGAAAAGAAAGCAGAAAAAGAUUAAUAUAGACGAAGCUGAAGAGUUCUUCGACCUCAUAUCCAAAGCUCAGAGUAACAGAGCUGACGACCAGCGAGGCCUGUUGAACAAAAGUGACCUGCAGCUCCCGGACUUCCUUCGCCUGUCGCCAGCGGCCACCGGCCAACCACCCUACGACCCCGAGCCCGGCUGCUCCACCCCUCAUUCCCGUAACUCCGGCAACGGCAGCUUCCCCGGCGGUCGCCUGGGCAACAAGGCGAACUACAACGACCGGGGGGGCGGCGGCCAUUUUCUCAACGCGAGUCAUCAGUCCCAGAGCUUGGACUCUGCGUUGGGCUCCGACAUGGGCGGCUGGGGGGAUGCCAGGUCCCCUUCCUCAAUGUUUCCCGCCACUAUCUCUCCCAUCCACCCGUCCCGGGAGGCCCAGCAUGGCGCGUUUAAGGACGCUGGCAGGGGAGCGUCUGUUCAGAUGCUGGAAGAGGACGCCCUCUCGGACCUGACUCUAGUAGGCGAGGCGGACCUCAACAGCCCCAGCCUCAACUACGUCACCCCCUCCGCCCUGCCAUCCAAACCCCACACCCGACCCCAACAACAAGCACAGGACGGUCAGCCUAGCUCAGGUAAGGACAGAGACAGGUGGAGAGGGAGGGAAAGAAGAGACCGCGUUAAAGUUGUCAGCAGAACCGCAUCCAACCCAGCACCUCCCCCUCCAUCCCCUCCCCCUGCCCCGCCUCGGCCUCCUCUCCGCUCACGCCGCAAAUCCAAGUCGCCCUCAUCCCGCUCCAACCGCAGACUUACAAAGCAAGCUUUGGAUGUUGACAAAGUCCAAAGCUCUGGGUCCCGAGAUCCCCGGGGAUCCGAACGAGACAAGAAGUGGGAGGACGUGGCCUCGGAGCUGCGUUGCCGUGGCAGCAGGAUGAGGUCGGCCGUGUACCAGACGUCGGACCUUCCCUCCAUGGUGAAAGCUAAGAGACAGUUGGAGGAGAAUGGAGGCAAAGGUCACACAGAGCGAAGCAAACUGAAAGCAACAUUUGUGUGAGGAGUCCACCUACUCACUGCUCUCUUCCUGACUCCAACACUCAGACUCUGAAGCAGCUUGUUAGCCUCUUAAUCAUAUGCUCUAUAGUCCACUUCAACUCACUUGUGAGCAAAAUAAAUUAUACACUCAGCAAAGUUGGCAUUUGGGAAAAAGUCCUAAAAGAACAAUGAAUCUGACAAAUGUCUUUAACGGCUUUAUCCUACUAUUAUAAAGUGGAACCCCCCAACGUCUCCUACUGGAAAUGAUAGAAACCGGCUGGCCCAAAACAAAUUUUUUUUGUGUGAAUUAUAUUUAUUUAUAUAGCGCUUUUCUCUAGUGACUCAAAGCGCUUUACAUUGUGAAACACAACAUCUAAGUUACAUUUUUAAACCAGAGUGGGUGGCACUGGGAGCAGGUGGGUAAAGUGUCUUGCCCAAGGACAUAACGGCAGUGACUAGGUUGGCAGAAGCGGAAAUCAAACCUGGAACCCUCAAGUUGCCGGCACGGCCACUCUACCAGCCGAGCAAAACAACACAAUUUUAACAUGUAAUAUGCCUUUGAAAGAGAAAUACUAACUUUUAUAUGAUAAAUAUUGCAUAAAAAAUAAAAUAUAAUGUACUACCGACAACUAUAGUAGUUUUAUGAAGGAGUGG